Molecule: messenger RNA, 489 nt
Organism: Aphanomyces astaci
Lineage: Eukaryota; Oomycota; Saprolegniomycetes; Saprolegniales; Verrucalvaceae
Exons: 1
Coding region: 1-489 (162 amino acids)
Source: RefSeq, a predicted model, not a curated record
AUGCGACGGACGCCGACGAUAGUGCUCGCUGUAACGGCAGCUCUGGUGGCGGCUGUCCAUAUGCCCAAUGUCCACACUCGUUUGAAUCACAAUCUCGUGACGACAACCUCUACGCCGUCAAGAAGCACCCUUGGACCAACGACUAGGCCACCGGCGUUAGUGCACAACCGCACACAAGUGCAACAUCAGCAGGCAGCAGCAGUCGCCAUCCUUUCCUCCGCUCGGCAGCGCACCAUCUUCCCCAUCCUCGUCGUAGACGAUUCGCUGUACACAUGCAAAGUGCUUCCCAAGAUCUGCCAAGUCCCCAGCGACGACGUACAGUCAGGGGACGUAUGUCGGUUUCUCUUCCCCGAUUGCUACGGCGCGGUCGCCCACCGAGGCAAGGGGCGCGGGGAUGGCGUUCCCGACUGUGACACAACGCGCAUUGCCAUGGAAGUGGACGUUUUCCCAUGUACAGUACCAGCCAGUGCAUGCAAGCGUCCCGGUUGA